Erigeron canadensis is the source of this 810-nucleotide messenger RNA. RefSeq lists its product as uncharacterized. Bases 1 to 810 code for a protein of 269 amino acids. NCBI's taxonomy places the organism in Eukaryota, Viridiplantae, Streptophyta, Magnoliopsida, Asterales, Asteraceae. Gene Ontology annotation, molecular function: calmodulin binding. The record is from RefSeq and is a predicted model, not a curated record. The transcript has a single exon.
AUGGUGAAAACACCUGGAAAUGACGCAUUUUCUAAGAAGAUUCAAACUCUAAACACCCAUAAUGGUUCAACUAAGCCCAGGUUAGACCAUGGGUCGAAAAAGUCAAUGCUUGUGAAUCCAGUAAGUGCAGUCAUUCAAGAAAAAACAGAUAAAAGUCGCAGAGUGAUAGACAAUGUUCGAAGUUUAAAAACAGGUAAUGUUUCAACAAAGACCGGAGUUCACCAUGGUUCUACAAAGUCAGAGCCUACGAGUCCCAAAGGUCAAGUUGUUCAAGAAAAACAUAAAAAAAGUAAUACUGUGUUCAAAAAUGGUCAAAGUAAAGAGCAGAUGUUUCCCAAGUCAAAGAAAGACGAAACUCAUGGAAGUACAAGUCAAAACAAUGGUAGAGUAGCAGCUUCAGAAUCCAAGGAAACAGAAAACCUAAAACGGUUAGGGAAGUUAGCAAAAGAAAAUGAUGAUGUUUCGCCUAAAAAGCUCAAAUUUAAGCAAGGAAAGAUUAUCGACCCGCAAGAUGAGAGUAAUGGUUCAAGAAAACUAGAGUUUGAGGAAGGAAAACGAUUAGAUGAAAACCCAGUUUGUCAAGAAGAUGGUAUAAGUUUAAGGAGAUUGUCUUCAGAUGGUGAGUUAUAUACCGCAGAAGAUAACUCGGUAACUGUUUCUCUAAAACCAUGUGAUUUGGAAGCAAAGAAACGUCAUAUUCGUGCAAAUAAUGUUAUUAAAGAGACUGCUAGCAAGCUUAUACAAACUAGGAAAAGCAAAGUCAAAGCUCUUGUUGGUGCUUUUGAAAUGAUCUCAGGAAACAAUUUAUGA